Molecule: messenger RNA, 3560 nt
Organism: Penaeus monodon (black tiger shrimp)
Lineage: Eukaryota; Metazoa; Arthropoda; Malacostraca; Decapoda; Penaeidae
Product: major facilitator superfamily domain-containing protein 6-like
Exons: 15
Coding region: 786-2582 (598 amino acids)
Cellular component (GO): membrane
Source: RefSeq, a predicted model, not a curated record
GGCAGAGUGAGCAGGGCGCCGGCGUGCGUCGAGAGGUUGUCCUCCCUCCUUCGUAAGAGGGAGAACAGAGUGGCGGUGAAACCCAUGAGAAGCCAUCAAGACCCAUGACACAGCCCGUGAAAACCCAUCAGAAGCCAUGAAAAUCCCAUGAAAACCCAUCAGAAGCCAUGAAAACCCCGUGAAAACCCAUCAAAAGCCACGAAAGCACCAUGAAUACCCACCAAAAUCCAUGAAAACCCAUGAUGCGACCCAUCAGUCCCCAUGAGAAACCCAUCAAAACCCAAGACACAACCCAUCAAACACCAUUUAAACCCACGACACAACCCAUUUAAUCCCACGAGAACCUGUUAAAAAUAUCAAAGCCAAAUGAAACCCAUGACACAGGAGGUUGCACGCGUAGAGGACCGGAUUAACCACAAGAUAAACUACGCUGGAAGGAGACCGUGGCUCGUCGACCUGACUUGACCUGAUCUAUAUAUCGAAGCGAGAAGAUAAUGAUGUUCUUCAGACGGAAAAAACAGCCAAAAACAUGAACUUAGAGAGCCAGAAAUCUGCCUUCUUCACGUCUCCCUGACCUUGUUUCCCGCCACUUCUCUCCCGAGGUCAUAUUUCAGGGUCAAGUCAGGUCAACUCUGUGCCAUAAGACCCCACCCCCCCAACGGUGACGUCACAGCCCGCCAUGCAAUAAGGUCACGUUGAUUGCAUCUUGACCUUCAAUUCCUUCGUCAGUUUGCAGUUUCGCAGAUUUAGAGAGAAGAAAAGGGGGAAAAUAAAUAAAAUACAAGAUGGGUUGCAGUAUCAACAGACCGCUUUUCCUGCACAAAAUUCUCUUCUUUACUUUCUAUGGAGCCCUCGGGAGCAUCAUGGCCUUCUUGACGAUCCACAUGCGGACGCUCGGACUCAACCUGGCGGAGAUCACGUGGAUUAACUCCAUCUUGCCCCUGACCUCCCUCGCCGGCCCUCCGCUCGUGGGCCUCCUGGCGGACAGACUCGGAAACUACCGAGUCAUCACGAUUGUCUUCAUGGCCCUCGGCGCCAUCAUGUACACAGCACUCCUCUUCGUCCCGCCCUACGAGGUCACGCCCGUGCAGCCGGUCCUCUCCCUCACGUGCGACGCUGAUGGAGCAGCCAUCAUGCUCAACUCCUGUGGACAGCCGUGCCCUGACCUCAACCGUUCGCACUCGUCCUCCUUUAGAAUAGGGGGGUGCGAACAAGUAUGUCUGAUGCCACAAGAACACAAUAGCACUGAGUUUUUGGAGGUUAAAGCCCCUCCUUCUGCCGAGCCUGCCUACUUCUGCUUAACUCGGCCUGGAGGUGAUAAGGAAUACAUAGCAUGCAAUGAGAGCAAGACGUAUUUAGAAUUCAGCCGUCCUCUGGUGACCCCGCAGUAUCAUGGUGGAGGAGAGGGAGCCGUGUGCCAUUAUCCUCAGCACGAGUUCAACACAAGUGAAGGCCAAUUUGUCAGCCUCACCUGCCGCACUUCUUCCCCUAACUGUAGGGUUGUGUGUGAUGCCAGUGAAAUGAUUGAAGGCAACAACUUGCUGCAGAAGCCCAUGUGUUCUAUCAUAAAAGGAAAUCCUACAAUGACCCUCUGGCUCUACUUUGGAUUCCGUGCCCUUGCUGAAAUGUUUAUAGCUAUCCUGGUGUCACUGCUUGAGGCUGUGGCACUUACCAUGGUACACCAGCAUAACGGCGACUAUGGUCGAGAGAAAAUGUGUGGUAUUUUUGCUGUUGGUGUCUUUUCUCCUCUCUGUGGAUACCUGAUGGACACGCACAUUGGGACAUUCGGAGUUUACAAUUAUGCUCCUGUAUUCUAUGUGUUUGAUGGUCUUCUCAUGAUAACUGCCAUUGUUACUUUAUUUCUACCUUUUGAGGUAGAAGUUACAAGAAAAAGCCUGUGGAAGAGCAUCGGCUCCCUGAUCAAGACCUCGGAACUCAACAUCCUCCUCUUACUGAUGACUCUGCUCGGCACAUUCUGGGGUUAUCUCAAGACCUUUGUUUACGUUUACCUCGAAGACCUGCAUGCAUCCAAGCUCCUUAUGGGACUAACGGUGACCAUCAGCAUUGUCCCAUCAUUGCCGUUCCUGUACAAGAGCUCUGCUGUGGUGCAGUUCUGUGGCCAUCACUACCUCAUCAUGCUGGCCUUUGUAGCUUAUUGUAUUAGAUUUGCUGGUUUGUCCUAUAUCACGAAUCCAUGGUGGGCGUUACUGCUGGAGUCACUGGAACUCUUCACGCUAAACCUCAUGAAUGUUUCAGCAGCCACGUUAGCAUACAAACUGGCCCCAAAGACGUUUGUUGCAACAGCACAGGCUCUUGUAUGGGUCUCACAUUUUAAUAUAGGUCGAUGCCUCGGUACUUUUGUUGGUGGGUACCUGACUACUCAGUAUGGGCAGGUGUAUGUCUUUCAGGGUGCAGCAGUUGCAGCUGCUAUUAUUGCUGCCCUCUACCUGAGUAUACACCAGCUGGUCAAACACUUAAAGACUCAUGGGAAACCCCUACCAAAGCCACAGCCGAUAAGAGAAAAUGGAAAUGUUCCCAAUGGCCAUUACACACCACUGCAAGCUGCCGAUGGAAGAUUUUGAUCACAUCUGCAAGCUAGACCUCUACAAGUUACCACUGAAAGCCAGGAGAAAGUGCUUGACUGCCAAACACUUUUGUGGCAUUGUGAUAUACAUCUGAAGUGAAAGCGAAUCUUAUGAUCCAGUGUGACAGAAUAGUCCUGUGUAUAUAAGAUUUUUAUGCCUUCAGAAUUAGUAAUAUUGUAAAUACAUUGGUCAGGGCUGUUUGCCAGGUCGUCUUGAAAUGGUUGGGAGUUGAGCAGUUGAAUGGACAAACCUCAAACUAAAAGUUAUGUUCAACAGGUCAACAGUAAAAGUAGUGUUUUGGCAUUAACCUUACUGCUGACAAAGUCCCGCAGAAGAGUGAAUGAGUUUUCAAGCUGUGGUGCUAAUCAAAGGUGUGGACUAUAAACAAACUGUGUAUUGCAAAGUGAAGAGUGAGCAUAGAAGAUAUGUUCCUCAUGUACAAGAUGUUCAUAUUUGCUAUAUCGGUGAAAACUUGAAUGUUGAUGCUGUGUUGUAUGAAGGUCAUUGAAAGUCAAUAGUUCUUAGUUUCUAGGGUACCAUCAUGAAAUAUGACUCUUUCUUUCAUAUUAUGUGAUCUUUUAUAUAAGACUUGAGUGUUGAUUCACAAGGAGUCAUUGCAGUCAGAUCCCUUCAUACUGACAAUACUAAUAAUAGCAUGUAAAUCUCAGCAAAUAUUUAUUACUCUGGUAAUGGAUUGUGAUUUGGCAAAAAAGUCUAAACUACUAUAGCUGUAACCAUGCAAAACAACUACUAAAAUACUAACAGGUAACUCUACUGAAUCAGAAGCUCAAGUUCAAUACGUUUUGUCUUCUUGAUAUUGAAAAUUCAGGUAUUUGAAAAUGCUCGUGGUAGUACAUUGUUCUUCUUUCCGUAAUAUCCCCUUGAUUUCUGUUUAGGUUACAGAUUGAUUUACUUUUCGAAAAAUUGUAGUGAUAUUUCUAUAUCUGUAUGAUAUUUGUUUUAACAAUAUUAAUA